Molecule: messenger RNA, 1270 nt
Organism: Protopterus annectens (West African lungfish)
Lineage: Eukaryota; Metazoa; Chordata; Ceratodontiformes; Protopteridae
Gene: ID4
Product: inhibitor of DNA binding 4, HLH protein
Exons: 3
Coding region: 257-673 (138 amino acids)
Biological process (GO): negative regulation of transcription by RNA polymerase II; cell differentiation; circadian regulation of gene expression
Cellular component (GO): cytoplasm; nucleus
Molecular function (GO): transcription regulator activity; protein dimerization activity
Source: RefSeq, a predicted model, not a curated record
UAACUCCUGCGAUGUUGAACAGAGCGUGGGGAUUUUGUUUGUUUGUCAUUUGUUGUAUAAUUUAAAGGUCUUGCACGAUUGCUUCGCAUCACAGCUGAACUGCUGGUAGCAGAAGCAAGGUUUGCUGUUGUUGUUAACGCAUUUGAAGCACUGAUCUUGCAAGACUCAAUAGGAACAGAUCCUGCAAGGUUUGCCAUCUAGAGUCACCAAUUAAUACUGCUGUCUGGUCAAAGCAAUUGAGCUAACCCACCUGAAAAUGAAAGCUGUCAGCCCAGUGCCUCCCCCAAAGAAAACCUCGUCGUCUCCGGGCUGCUGUGAGCUGCCCCUGCGGUGCUUGUCGGAGCACAGCCUGAGCAUUGCCAGGUGUAAAAUGGAAGAUGAGGACUCCCUCUGUUUACAAUACGAUAUGAACGACUGCUACAGUCGCCUUAAACGACUGGUCCCCACCAUUCCUCCAAACAAGAAAGUGAGUAAAGUGGAGAUUUUGCAGCAUGUGAUCGACUACAUUCUGGAUUUGCAGUUAGCUUUGGAGACGCAUCCAGCGCUGCUUAGGCAACAGGAGGGCCGUCCAGCAGUGGCAGCCGCCGCCCCUCGCACACCUCUCACAGCACUCAACACUGACUUGGAUGGCUCUGUUGUGAAAAAUCAGAUUGACAGUAUCUUAUGCCGUUGAACUACGUAGAAGGUGUGUGCAGCAGGCUGAGAAUGGAGCAAGAAGAGCAGAGGGAAGGAGAAAAAACUGAGAGGGAACACCGCAGAAGAGAGGAAGACUCCAGAACCACCAUCCAUGAAAAGUAUGAACAAAUACCUAACCUGUGUGUUUGGACAUUUUCCUGACUGCAAACUGGGUUCCCCCAUCUCAACCAUCACAGUGUUGUAAUUGACACACUUUUCUAUAACAAAUCCUAGGACCCAAAUGAUGAAUGAACGAGAACGCUUGAAAGGGGGUGAAUGGAAUAAAGAAGGGCAGGAGUCAAAGAGCUGUAGAAGUAAAAGUAUUAGUUUAAUCCUCAGCAGAGCUGAUUCACAAAGCUUUACUAAUCUACCACAGAACUGUAGAUGAAUUCUGACAUCUAUUGUUUCAGAUAGAUGACUGCAAGGGGCACGGGGAUAUUCUAUUCCCCGAAAGGACAUUAUGUUGUAUAGUGAGUGACAUUUUUUCAGUUUUGUAUAUACAGAUGUUCUAUAAGUAAGUGUAAGUGAAAAUAUAUGCUUUAACAGAUUAGUGUAAUUAAAAUAUUUUUAAUUAAAUGCAUUUUUUGUAAAUAAA